Messenger RNA from Rhodamnia argentea, 1383 nucleotides. RefSeq names its product PHD finger protein ALFIN-LIKE 4-like. The record is from RefSeq and is a predicted model, not a curated record. The transcript is spliced from 6 exons. Gene Ontology annotation, molecular function: transcription cis-regulatory region binding; transcription coregulator activity; histone binding. Gene Ontology annotation, biological process: regulation of DNA-templated transcription. Gene Ontology annotation, cellular component: nucleus. Lineage: Eukaryota; Viridiplantae; Streptophyta; Magnoliopsida; Myrtales; Myrtaceae. Bases 519 to 1151 code for a protein of 210 amino acids.
UGUUUAUAGCCCCAAUUUCCACCUCAUCAUCUCUUUGAAAACAUCCCAAUCUCUCUCUCUCUCUCUCUCUCUCUCUCUCCUCUGAGCUCUGAAAUGCUCGUGUCUGCUCCUCUUCAGCCUCUCUAAAUCUCCAUCUUCGCCUGUCUUUGACUCCGCGUCGGUUCUCGCGCACCGUCUUCGUAUCCGUCUCCGUUGCGCUCGCCGUGCUCCGUCCCUUCGGCGGUGCGAUUUUGACCGGAAGUCAGCUGGGUUUAGCUUCCUUCUCCGGGGGGUUUGGGAGUUUCGAUUUUUGGGAUUCGAGGCUUCGAUAUGGACGGAGGACAGUACAACCCUAGGACUGUGGAGGAGGUUUUCAGGGACUUCAAGGGUCGCAGAGCCGGCAUGAUCAAAGCAUUGACCACUGAUGUUGAAGAAUUCUACCAGCAGUGCGAUCCCGAACAUCCUAAUGGUGGGAACAAAAGGCUCCACUAAUGUUCUUGUUGUUGAUGUUGCUGGCGCACCCUUGUUGAUACACAUAAAUGAAGAAGGAAAACCUUUGUCUCUAUGGGUUCCCCAAUGAGCUGUGGGAAGUUAAUUUGCCAGCGGAAGAAGUGCCGCCGGAGCUCCCUGAGCCUGCUCUGGGUAUUAAUUUUGCUAGGGAUGGCAUGCAGGAAAAGGACUGGUUAUCUUUGGUUGCUGUGCACAGCGAUGCUUGGUUACUUGCUGUGGCUUUCUAUUUUGGUGCCAGAUUUGGCUUUGACAAAACUGACAGAAAACGUCUGUUUAAUAUGAUUAACGAACUUCCAACCAUAUUUGAAGUCGUGACUGGAACUGCAAAGAAACAGUCAAAGGAGAAGUCAUCUGUUUCAAAUAGCAGCACAAAAUCCAAAUCAAGCUCAAAAGGGCAGAGAGCGCCAGAAUCCGCAAAGUAUUCAAAGCCGGUGCAGGCAAAGGAUGAGGAGGAGGUUGUGGACGAGGAAGAUGAGGAGGAGCAUGGGGAUACCUUGUGUGGGGCAUGCGGAGAGAAUUAUGCCGCAGACGAGUUUUGGAUAUGUUGCGACGUGUGUGAGAAGUGGUUCCAUGGGAAGUGCGUGAAAAUUACUCCCGCCAGGGCUGAGCACAUCAAGCAAUACAAGUGCCCUUCGUGCAGCAACAAGAGAGCACGGCCUUGACACGAUGGAUAUUGUAUGGGAUCUUUCACAACGUCGUGUCAAUUCGGGCAAGGCUAACUGUUUAGGGGUUUUACGUUUGUGUCCUGUUGCAUUGGAUACUCCGGCCUCGAAUCUCGUCAUGUUGGAUAUGUUUAUAUAUGGCAAUUCACAGGCCUCAUCUGUUUAUUACGUUGCAUGUGUAGUAGUUUCGACUAUAUUUGAGUUAUUUGGCUUUAGUGAUAGCCUUCGUUUA